AUGUUAAUUUUUGACGAUGAUGGUGAUGAUAGAAUUGACUUACUGAAUCCGUACCCUACACCCAUGUACUAUGUAGCUUACAUGAAGCUCAAGUUCGGUGAGAUGGAACAGAAUUCAGGACACUGUGGCAAGACAGGUUUUGGUGAAAACAAAACAGGCAAAGUGGGGCCUCCUCUCAAUAUCAUGCUGGGCGCAUUGAACUGCACGGCUUUCAGCAUCCAGUGGAAAAUGCCAAGGCAUCCUGGGAGCCCUGUCAUUGGGUAUACUGUCUUCUACUCUGAGGUUGGCAUAGAUAAGUCCCUGCAGGAGCGGUCCCAGAAUGUGCUGCUCAGCCAGGGCACCCCAACCACGGUGGAAGUGAUUGGAGAUUUGAAACCAGGCACUGAAUAUCGAGUGAGCGUAGCAGCUUACAGCCAGACUGGCAAAGGGCGGCUCAGCUCUCCUCGGCAUGUAACCACUUUGCCCCAAGAUUCCUGUCUGCCUCCAACAGCACCUCAGCAGCCGCACGUCACUGUGGUUUCUGAUUCUGAGGUGGCCCUGUCUUGGAAACCUGGAAAAAGUGAAGGAAGCUCCCCUAUUCAGUACUAUUCUGUGGAAUUCAUCAGACCAGAUUUCGACAAGAGUUGGACCUUAUUCCAAGAGCAGAUCCAGAUGGACUCCAUGGUCAUCAAGGGCCUCGAUCCAGAUACCAACUACCAGUUUGCUGUGAGGGCCGUGAAUCCCCAUGGCUCCAGCCCCCGCAGCCGGCCCAGUGACACCAUCCGAACCUUCCGCCCCGAGGAAGUAGGAAGUGGCCGCUACGGACCCCAUUAUAUAACCGACAUGGGAGCCGGCGAGGAUGAUGACGGAUUUGAAGACGACUUAGAUUUGGAUAUCUCCUUUGAGGAGGUUAAACCACUUCCUGCUAUCAAAGGAGGGAAUAAGAAAUUUUUGGUGGAAUCCAAGAUGGCUCCUAGACCAAACUCAAUGACCAGUUCUAGGCUUGUCCCCCCUACCCCAGCAUCUCUCCCUACGACUACAGUGGCUCCCCAACCCACUCCAGUGGAGAGAAAGGGGAAGGAUGGCAUGGCUGUGAUGCCGAGGCUCUUUGAGCUGUCUUGUGAUGAAACUCUCUGCUCUGCUGACAGCUUUUGUGUCAAUGACUACACCUGGGGGGGUUCGCGAUGCCACUGCAUCCUGGGCAAAGGUGGUGAGAGCUGCUCAGAAGAUAUUGUUAUACAGUAUCCUCAGUUUUUUGGCCACUCCUUUGUAACCUUUGAACCUCUGAAGAACUCCUAUCAGGCAUUUCAAAUUACUCUUGAAUUUAGGGCAGAGGCGGAGGACGGCUUACUGCUCUACUGCGGGGAGAAUGAACACGGGAGGGGUGACUUCAUGUCCCUGGCGAUCAUCCGACGCUCACUCCAAUUCAGGUUCAAUUGUGGAACUGGGGUCGCCAUCAUCAUAAGUGAGACCAAAAUCAAACUAGGGGGUUGGCACACGGUUACGCUCUACCGAGAUGGGCUGAACGGGCUGCUGCAGCUGAACAAUGGCACCCCGGUGACAGGCCAGUCCCAGGGCCAGUACAGUAAAAUUACCUUCCGGACACCUCUCUAUCUUGGUGGAGCUCCCAGUGCUUACUGGUUGGUCAGAGCAACAGGAACAAACCGAGGCUUUCAAGGCUGUGUGCAGUCUCUCACUGUUAACGGGCAGAGAAUCGACAUGAGGCCUUGGCCACUGGGGAAAGCACUCAGUGGGGCCGAUGUGGGGGAAUGCAGCAGUGGGAUCUGUGAUGAAGCCUCGUGCAUCAAUGGCGGCACCUGCACAGCAAUCAAAGCCGAUUCCUACAUUUGCCUCUGUCCCCUGGGAUUUAAAGGUCGACACUGUGAAGAUGCUUUCAGCUUGGCCAUCCCUCUAUUCAGAGAGUCCCUGAGAUCAUAUGCUGCAACACCCUGGCCACUGGAGCCCCAGCAGUACCUUUCCUUCAUGGAGUUUGAGAUUACGUUUCGGCCGGACUCGGGAGAUGGCGUCCUCCUGUACAGCUAUGAUACAGGGAGCAAAGACUUCUUGUCCAUCAACAUGGCAGGGGGCCACGUGGAGUUCCGCUUUGACUGUGGCUCUGGGACUGGUGUUCUCAGGAGUGAAGACCCCCUUGCCCUGGGCCACUGGCACGAGCUGCAUGUAUCUCGCACAGCGAAGAAUGGUAUCUUACAGGUGGAUAAGCAGAAGGUCGUGGAGGGAAUGGCGGAGGGAGGCUUCACACAGAUUAAGUGCAACACGGACAUUUUUAUUGGUGGAGUCCCCAAUUACGAUGAGGUGAAGAAGAACUCGGGCAUCCUCAAGCCAUUCAGUGGGAGCAUCCAGAAGAUCAUCCUGAAUGACCGAACCAUCCACGUGAAGCAUGACUUUACCUGGGGCGUGAACGUGGAGAAUGCAGCCCACCCCUGCGUAGGGGACCCCUGCGCCCACGGGGGCAGCUGCCGGCCCAGGAAGGAGGGCUAUGAAUGUGACUGCCCCUUGGGCUUCGAGGGGCUGCACUGCCAGAAAGCGAUCACAGAAGCCAUUGAGAUUCCGCAGUUUAUCGGCCGCAGUUACCUGAUAUAUGACAAUCCAGAUAUCCUCAAGAGGGUGUCAGGAUCAAGAUCAAAUGCAUUCAUGAGGUUUAAGACAACUGCCAAAGAUGGCCUGUUGAUGUGGAGAGGAGACAGCCCCAUGAGGCCCAACAGUGACUUCAUUUCCUUGGGCCUUCGGGAUGGAGCCCUGGUGUUCAGCUACAAUCUGGGCAGUGGUGUGGCAUCCAUCAUGGUGAACGGCUCCUUCAAUGAUGGUCGGUGGCACCGAGUCAAGGCUGUUAGGGAUGGCCAAUCGGGAAAGAUAACUGUGGAUGACUAUGGGGCCAGAACAGGCAAAUCACCUGGCAUGAUGAGGCAGCUCAACAUCAAUGGAGCUCUGUAUGUGGGUGGAAUGAAGGAAAUUGCUCUGCAUACUAACAGGCAGUACAUGCGAGGCCUCGUGGGCUGCAUCUCUCAUUUCACCCUGUCCACCGAUUACCACAUUUCCCUUGUGGAAGAUGCCGUGGAUGGGAAAAACAUCAACACUUGUGGAGCCAAGUAACACCAGCUGGCCUUGCCCAAGGGACAGAGCCUUCUAUCCUGAGAAUCCUGGGGGCCCCGAGACCCUGCCUGAUGCCAUACACAGAGGCACGGGGACCAGGUGUGUUUCCUCUCAUCAAGGAGAAAGUACACCCUGAUGAGAAACCAGAACCAAGAUAGGAGUCCCGUGUGGCCUUUCCUGCUGACACUCUGUGGGCCAAACCCAAUGGAAUACUCUGUGUAGCAAGCAUCGGACUUUGUCCAUUGAAUGUGUAGUGGCUGCCAGAGAUCACACAUCAAUGCAAAUUCCAGAGCCUGUCUGCUGUAGCUCAAUGACUAUGGUGUGAUUCAUAGUGCAUAAAAAAAGAAAGGAAAAAAAAAAGAGAGAGAGACCCAAAGGGCAGCAUUAAAAUACUUUUCUCCUUCCCUGACUCAUGACACACUUACUGACAACGGAAUGACUGUGUGACCUUAAACUUCGAAUUUCCCACCUUGGCCCAUGAAUUAUUAGGAUUAACCCCUUCCACGCCUCACUGGCUGGUUCAAUGUGCUCUGAUGAUUCCAUGAAAAUAAGGAAGAGGGGAGACUAGACAUAGAAUCAUAAUCAUAAUCCUGCCCCCCUAAAGUUGACCUUUAAUGAGAAGUCCCUACUUUUUAUAAUGCAAAUCUAAGAAAAUGGACGCCCUGAUUUUGUAGCUGUCCUUUUGUAUGUGUAUAUUUUUAUAGCUGCAGGUUGUCCACACAGUAUACUUUUGCAAGUUUGGGUGGACGACCCUGAAUUCUUUGCACACUUCCUAAAAAUUUUCUCCCAGAUGAGACUUGUUCAGGCCCUUUGUGGCAUCAGUGGAAUGGGAUAGGUAAUUUGGGGUGGGCACCUUAGAGAGAUGACCAUUCUUUUUCUGUAAAUGUUGAUGGCUCUAGGAGAUGAAUAUGAAGCUUCCAAAAUAAGCAGAUUAAAAGGCACAUGUGUUACUGGGGUGGGUCACUGUCAUUUUUGUUUUAAGACAGGGGAGUGUCUGUAGUAAACUUGAAUAAAGAAGAUGAAGAAGGCUAGAACUCA
This is a messenger RNA of Ceratotherium simum simum (southern white rhinoceros), 4128 nucleotides long. Lineage: Eukaryota; Metazoa; Chordata; Mammalia; Perissodactyla; Rhinocerotidae. The record is from RefSeq and is a predicted model, not a curated record.